CUCCUGCUCCUGCUCCUCCUGCAGCCCCUCGAUAUGUCUGAGCGUGAUGGUCGCGGGGACGGGGGGCUGUGCAGCGACGGAGCGGAGGACUCCAUUCCUCCGAGGGCGCCUCGCGGCCGGCGCAGCGGCGUCAUCCUCCCCGGCGGCGGCGCGCAGGACCCGGACUCCAUCCUGCUGGAGAGCGUGAAGGCAGCACCGCGCAGGAGCAGCAUCAUCAAGGACCCGUCGGUGCAGAAAGUGGGCGGAGGCAGGAAGAAGACGGUGUCCUUCAGCAGCAUGCCCUCUGAGAAGAAGGUGAGCAGCGCAGCGGACUGCCUGGCCUUCAUGCAGGGCGGGUGUGAGCUGAAGAAGAUCCGGCCCAACUCCAGGAUCUACUGUCGUUUCUACACCUUGGACGUAGACCUGAGUUGUCUUCGCUGGGAGCCUUCGAAGAAGGAUACGGACCGGGCUCGGCUGGAUGUCUCCAGCAUCCGGGAGGUCCGCACCGGAAAGAGCACCGAGACGUUCCUCCACAACAACCCUCUGUCUGAACAACUGGCCGAGGAAGCCGCCUUCUCCAUUAUUCAUGGGGAUGAGUACCAGUCUUUGGACUUGGUUGCGUUGUCGGCGGAUGUGGCUAACAUCUGGGUGACGGGCCUGCGCUACCUUCUUGCCCACCCUUCAAUCAUCGGAGGUGCUGGGGGAGGUGGUGCAGGAGGAGGGCCAGGCGAUGGAGGAGGUGUGUCGGUGGAAGGCAGCCUUGGGAGCAAGAUGAGGAGCGAGUGGCUGGCAGCAGAGUUUGCACAGGUAGAUGAAGACGGGUAUGGGAUCGUGACGGAGGACGUGGCCGUGGCUACGAUCUGCGAACUGUGCCCCGGCAUCAAGGAGGCCAAGGUCCGUCUUCGUUUCAAGGAGAUCCAGCGCAGCAAGGAGAAGCUCACCUCUCACGUGACCCGCGAGGAGUUCCAGGAGGCCUACUGCGAGCUUUGCACUCGACCCGACGUCUACUUCCUGCUGGUGCAGCUGUCCCAGGACCGCGAGUGCCUGGAUCCUCAGGACCUCCGCCUUUUCUUGGAGACGGAGCAAGGUUUGUCUUUGGCGACGACCAAAGGCUGCUGGGAGCUCCUGAAGCGUUACGAGCCCUCAGCUCAGGGCAGGGAGCGAGGACUGAUGGGUCUGGACGGGUUCGCUCGCUACCUUCAGUCUCCUGAGUGUCAGCUGCUCGACCAAGAGCACCUGGGAGUUUGCCAAGACAUGAACCUGCCUCUGUCUCACUAUUACAUCAGCACCUCAUACCGCUCCUACCUCCUGGAUGACCAGGUCCACGGCAGGGCGGACCUCGGAGGGCUGAUCAAGGCUCUACAGUCCGGCUGUCGAUGUUUGGAGCUCGGAGUGACUGAUGGCCCCGAGGGGGAGCCUUUGCUCGGGGUCGACCAUGAACCAGACAUCUCCCGCCAUCAUCAUCAUCACCACCACCACGCCCCUGUUACUAUCCGUUCUGCAUUGGAGGUGGUCAACAAAUACGCCUUUCUGACGUCUCAGUACCCGCUCCUGCUGUACCUGUGUCAGCGCUGCUCUCCGGCUCAGCAGUGCACCAUGGCGCACCACCUCAGGAAGGUGUUAGGAUCUCGUCUUUACACACCAGAGGCACUGCCAGUGAGUCUGGGAGGGCGGGCCACAACCUUACCCUCGCCUGAGCAGCUGAAGGGACGGAUCGUCAUCGUGGGGAAGAAGCUCCCCCCGGAGCAGGAGGGUUCUGACGGGGAGGUGUCUGAGGAGGACGAGGAGAUAGGUGGAGGAGGGCCUCUGGCUGGCAGAAGAAUGACCAUCCCCGGUGAGGAGGAACUCGGUUUGGUCCUAGUGGUGCCUCCUCCCUCUCAGCCCAGAAAGCUCCGUCUCCACAGAGAACUGUCGAACCUGGUGGCCAUUGCUCGAACCGGAAGCCGCAGCUUCUAUGCCCAGAGAAGCAGCUACAAGCAGGCUCAGCAGCAGUCGCCCCCCAGCAGCCCCUCCUCUCCAGGCUCACCGGUUCUUCCUGAGCUGCCUUACUGGACAAUGUGCUCCCUGGGAGAAGGAGAGGCUGGGCGGCUGACCAGCGAGAGCCCAGAGGACCUCGUUAUGUUCACCAAGCGCACCCUAACCAGGGUACGACCCAGCUCCGUACGUCUGGACUCCAGCAACCCCAACCCCCAAGGGUACUGGAAAGGAGGGGUCCAGCUCGUGGCCUUAAACCAGCAGACUCCAGGCGCCAUGCUGGACCUCCAUCGAGGCCGCUUCUCACAGAACGGGGGGUGUGGUUAUGUCCUCCGACCGGCUGUGAUGAGGGACGAGGUGUCGUAUUUCAGUGCCCACACUCACGGCUGCGUGCCCGGAGUUCCACCACAAACUCUGCGCAUUAAGGUGAUCAGCGCCCACAACCUUCCCAAGCCUCAGGGCUCAGGUGCCAAGGGAGAAGUGAUCGAGCCGUACGUGGUUCUGGAGCUGCACGGUGUCCCAGCGGACUGUGCAGAGCAGCGAACACGCACCGCGGCUCAGAACCAGGACGACCCGCUCUUUGAUGAGACCUUUGAGUUUCAGAGCUCAACGGCCACGUUCAAAGAUCAGUGUGGGCUUCCCACGGUGGCCAAACUGAAGCAGUGCAUCCAGAGCCUGGCCACGAGGUUCCAGAACCCCGAGGGCGCCAUGGGAGCCACCAUGGUCCUGAGGGAGGGCUACCCUUGUCUGGAGCCGCUGGUCAGCCUCUCAGAGGCCACUCGCAAACUGCUCGCUGCUUACGACACGAUGAUUGCUGCCCAGAAACAGCUGAUUGAGAGCGCUGAUGGAGUUCAGGAGAGGAUCGACCAGGUGCACAGAGAAGGCAUGGACUUCCACGAGGAUCUCUCCCGUCUUGGUGAGAAGGAAGGACUGAAGGGACGCAAGCUGAACAAAGCAGUGGAGAGCUUCACCUGGAACAUUACUGUGCUCAAGGGGCAGAGCGAUCUGCUGCGUGGAGCUAAGAUGGAUUCCCUGGACGCCCUGCGGCAGCUGGCUCUGGCCUGCGAAGCCUGCGGACUCACCUCCUCGUCCCCCAACUCCUCUUCCAGCUUCUCUACGGCUGAGCUGCACUACUCCUCCCACCCCACGCCAGGCCGGCGGAGCAGCACGCACGGCAACGGACGCAUCUGACCUCUGACCUCUGCACCAGAGCUGGCAAAGGGUUUCAGAGGAAAACCGAUGAGACGAUGUAGAGAGACGGCUGCAGACCAGCGGUUCAGCCAGUGUAGUAAAGUCCGCAGCAGGAAAACACUUUGGGGACGUGCAUUUCUUAGAAAGGUAUUCAGUCGGCAAAUGGAUCAUCGUUAAAAAGCUGGUCUGAUGAGGUAAACGGAAGGAAAUGAAUGUUGGAUGCUUUGCAGCUGAU
Nematolebias whitei (Rio pearlfish) is the source of this 3379-nucleotide messenger RNA. It is a transcript of the gene plcl1, whose product is annotated as phospholipase C like 1. Lineage: Eukaryota; Metazoa; Chordata; Actinopteri; Cyprinodontiformes; Rivulidae. Bases 34 to 3144 code for a protein of 1036 amino acids. The transcript is spliced from 11 exons. The record is from RefSeq and is a predicted model, not a curated record. Gene Ontology annotation, molecular function: phosphatidylinositol-4,5-bisphosphate phospholipase C activity. Gene Ontology annotation, biological process: lipid metabolic process; intracellular signal transduction.